This is a messenger RNA of Chara braunii, 1644 nucleotides long. The record is from the annotation of a GenBank genome assembly. Lineage: Eukaryota; Viridiplantae; Streptophyta; Charophyceae; Charales; Characeae.
UCAGGAGCACCGCCCAAGCUCCCGGAAGUUUGGAUUUUAUGCAAAAAUGGGCAAAGGAUCACAAUUUUUGUUUCAACAAAGGCAAAUCCCUUCUGUUUUAUGUUUCGUGGAAGAGGGCACCUGGGCAUGCACUGUCCACAGUCGGAAGCGGGGAGUAAACCAAUCCAGUUGCGUCAAUCGAUGCUGGAAGAAUCGGACAACAAGCCGGGGAUAUGGUACAUAAACGCAGCACAGUAUAGGGGAUGGACUUUUUACGACAACUUGGAGUCCCCUAGGUGGGUGUGGGUGCUACAGGAGUCACCGACACUAAAGCCUGACAUCUAUCCCCCUUACGAUAACAAAUGGAGGCAAAAGGGAGCCAAAAGAAUGGAAGAUAAGGACAUAGGUUAUCUGAUAAAGCCUAUGAUUGACGAAACCAUGCUAUUGGAUGAUAAGCAUAGAUUGAGAACAAUGGAAAAGCUCAAUCAGAUUGGGAAAACGGCAGAAGUUGCAUAUCUGGAAAACUCAAAAGCAAGGGAGGAAGCACAAAGCGAAACACGGAACCACAACCAGGAGAACGAGUCUGAAGGCGGGGAAUGUGGGGAAGGACAGAGUGGGUCAACCAAACAGAGCAGCACGGCUACCUCACUCAAACGGAAGGCUAGGACAGAGGAGUUGAGCGAGUCGGAACAGAGUAAGCAAGGGGAACAGGGAACCAAGCAGGUGCAAUCCGGAGGAAUCAAGGUCACAAGGGAUACCCAGCAGACGCCGGGGGAUCAGAAUCAGGAGAUGGAGACAAAGCAGGGCGGGACAGGGGGUUCCAACAAAUGGAGAUUUCACAGCAAGGGGAUAGUGGGCAGACUUCAUCAAAGGAGCAAGAAAUGGAAGAAGCAACGGGCCAAGAUGAGGGGGACACGGGCAACGGGACGGAUUUUUCCGAAGGGAAACCAGCCAGUUCCGCUACAAAAUCUAGAAGAGAAGAAGAAGGGGGGGGAGGGAGAGGAGGGGGAGGAUUCGGAGGAGAGUUCAAGCGAGGAUGGAUGGGAGGAUACAGAGGAUGAGGAGGAUGAGGAUGAUGAGGAACCUGAGACAAUAGAAAGAUGGGUCAAGUGCAUGCAGGCGCUGGAAUGGGAGAUAACGGUGGAAUGUGAGGUUUGCCUGGCACACCAUAAACACUUGCGUAACUUGAAGGACGCCAUGACAACAAUGGAGGGCCUCACUACCACAAAUCGCUUUGAGAUUUUGAAAAAGGAGAAGGAGAUAAAUGACGUGCUAUCACGUAUCAGAGUAGCUGAGCUGAUUAGCAAGGGGAUUUUCGAGGGGGAUGACGAUUUGGAUUCCAGAUCCUUCGCAAUUGACAUGGAAAGAUACUACAGAGAUGAAUGCUCUGACAGAGAGAUGGAAGAGGGAGAAGAUGAGUGGGACAUGGAUGAGGAGGAACAAGAGGAGGGGACACCACCGACAAAGGGUGGAAGCGACAACAUAGGGGACAGACUCGAGGACUCCCUGACGCACACUCAGUCGGACCCCCUGGAUGGUGCGAUUGAGUCAAUGGAGGCUGGGGGCUCGGGGGCCACGUAAAUAGGAUAGACUCUCCCCAAACAAUAUGACAAAGUAGGAUAUGGACCUGUUGAGGAAGGAAGCUAAUGAAAGGAGUACACAAGU